AAGAGUCCACCCAGCGGGCCCAGGCGCACGUCGGCCCCGCGGUGCCCACGGCGCGCGGAGCUUCGGACCAUGCCUGUGUCCGAUCAGGCAUUUGUUACACUGGCCACCAACGACACGUACUGCCAGGGGGCCCUGGUCCUGGGGCAGUCACUGAGGAACCAGAGAGCGACCAGGAAGCUGGUGGUGUUGAUCACUCCCCAGGUGUCUCACCUGCUCAGGGUCAUCCUUUUGAGGGUGUUCGAUGAGGUCAUCGAGGUGAACCUGCUCGACAGUGCAGACUACAUCCACCUGGCCUUCUUGAAGAGACCUGAGCUUGGAGUCACCCUCACCAAGCUCCACUGCUGGACGCUCACCCAUUACAGCAAGUGUGUGUUUCUGGAUGCCGACACCUUGGUUCUGUGCAACGUCGACGAGCUGUUUGAUCGCAGCGAGUUCUCCGCGGCCCCGGACCCCGGCUGGCCCGAUUGCUUCAACAGUGGGGUGUUCGUCUUCCAACCAUCCCUGGAGACCCACAGCCUCCUGCUGCGGCACGCCACAGAGCACGGCAGCUUCGACGGGGCAGACCAAGGCGUCCUGAACAGUUUCUUCAGCAGCUGGGCCUCGGCGGACAUCCAGAAACACCUGCCGUUCAUCUACAACGUCAGCAGCAACUCCUUCUACACCUACGGCCCCGCGUUCAAACAAUUCGGUUCCAGCACAAAGGUGGUCCACUUUUUGGGGCCCACCAAGCCUUGGAACUACAAGUACAAUCCACAGACUGGCUCGGUGUUGGAGGACGGCUCCGGGGUGGUCCAGCAUCAGCUGUCCUUCCUCAAUCUCUGGUGGACAAUCUACCACCACAGCAUCCUGCCUCUUUAUGGAAACAUCUGGGACCAGCAGGGCCAUCCAUCUCUUGGGAACACCGCUUCUCUCGGUCGUGUUGAGGUGCCGCGUGCAAAUCCAGCACCUCACAACUCAGGGUUGCGUGAAAAUUCAGCAACCAGGUCUGCUGAGGAGUCUUCAGAGCCAACCAUGGUCACGAAUGAGGUUCCACCCUCGUCUGAAAGAGGCCAUUUGGGAGACAUGUUAGGUUGGCCUGCUGGUGAGAGUGUCACUGGAGUGACCUGUGACCCCGUCACACCGCCUCUGCCCCCAUUCGAAGACGUCAUAGAGACACACAGCACCUUGAUCCGGGCUUCGGUGACCGUGCAUCAUCAGGACGUUGAACCCGGACAGAUGCUUCAUAGUAAAACAAUGUAUAGGCGCGUGUCUGUGGAAGAUUCGACCCAGGCAAUGGAUCCAACAGGAGGUGGCCCAUCUGAGAGCUCCAUGGAACUAAGCCAGGAGCCUCCUGUGAAUGUCACCAGGGACCCCAGCCCUCAAGAUGCGUUGGAGGUUGGCCUGGCCAUCUCCAUCUCUGAGAUUUCCAUAGAAGAGAAGGUCAAGGAACUGAGCCCGGAGGAAGAGAGGCGGAAGUGGGAAGAGGGUCACAUCGACUACAUGGGGAAGGACGCCUUUGCCCACAUUCAGGAGAAGCUGGACCGGUUUCUACAGUAACCUGGGCAGCAGCUGUGUGGCAUUGGACAGGGAAUCCAUGGGCUCUGUAUCGUAGAUGCCACCCCCAGUCCUUCAGAAGAAAAAGCUGUUGAACUCUGUGCCUCUAUUUAUGGUUAUUUAUGGUCAACCCACUUGAGUGCCUCAGAACAAUAAUGCAGACCAUCAAAAGCCCUGCUUGAAGACCCCUGCAGAUCCUAGCUGCCCACAGGGUCUCGGCUUCCUUGUGAAAUCAGACUUUCU
Molecule: messenger RNA, 1776 nt
Organism: Molossus molossus (Pallas's mastiff bat)
Lineage: Eukaryota; Metazoa; Chordata; Mammalia; Chiroptera; Molossidae
Gene: GYG2
Product: glycogenin 2
Exons: 11
Coding region: 70-1536 (488 amino acids)
Cellular component (GO): cytoplasm
Molecular function (GO): glycosyltransferase activity
Source: RefSeq, a predicted model, not a curated record